UUUUUCUUACGCCCCCUUCCACGUCGACUUGCCCUAUCGCCAUAUUUCAACUCGUUGCAUCAAAAAAGGGAUUUAUGAAGCCGGUUAAAUAAGUUAGUUUAAACCAGAAAAUUUAACAGUAGACUUUAAGUCAUUUUCACCGGUGUCAAAAGAAGGCAUCAGCUCUAGCAAUGAACAUCUUCAGGUUAACGGGAGACCUCUCUCACUUGGCAGCUAUCAUCAUUCUCCUGCUCAAAAUAUGGAAAACCAGGUCGUGUGCUGGUAUCUCCGGGAAGAGCCAGAUCCUAUUUGCUUUGGUCUUCACUACUCGCUACCUGGACCUCCUCACCUCCUUCAUUUCCCUCUACAACACCACCAUGAAGGUUAUCUACAUUGGUUGUGCCUACGCCACUGUCUACCUGAUCUACAUGAAGUUCAAGGCCACCUAUGAUGGGAACCAUGACAGCUUUCGAAUGGAGUUCCUGGUGGUUCCUGUAGGGGGCCUCGCCUGCCUGGUCAACCAUGACUUCUCUUUCCUAGAGAUCCUGUGGACAUUCUCCAUCUACCUGGAGUCGGUGGCCAUCCUGCCCCAGCUCUUCAUGAUCAGUAAGACGGGCGAGGCGGAGACAAUCACCACCCACUACCUGUUCUUCCUGGGUCUCUACCGGGCCCUGUACCUCUUCAACUGGAUCUGGCGCUUUUACUUCGAGGGUUUCUUUGACAUGAUCGCCAUCGUGGCCGGCAUGGUGCAGACCAUCCUCUACUGCGACUUCUUCUACCUUUAUGUCACCAAAGUGCUGAAAGGAAAGAAGCUGAGCCUGCCAGCAUGAGAGGUUCAGACGGAGACCCCGUGUCUCCCAGCAGACUCAGGGUGCGUGGAGAUGACAUCACGGGAACCCCGCUGAGCAAGCACAAGAUGCCUGAGAGACAGAGCGACUCAAGGGGGGGAAACACUAGUCUUCUUCAUGAAUAACUUUGAACUGGUAAACAACGGCUCCAAAACUGAAUGAGAGGUCAUCCCAGGUCUUCACACAGUCAUCAGAUAUCUAUUUUUAGCAUCUUGCCUUACCUUUUCUCAUUGCUGUUCAAAAUAGAAAGAAAACAUGUUUUUUUUUUCGACAUGUGAGGUGUGCUCUUUGAUGGCUCAAUAUGCAUUGUAUUGAUUAGGGUUGACUCAAUACAAAGUACCAUGCCAAACUUCAAAAUGAAAUGCAAAAAUGUAGUCUUUGAUUAAGAUGGAAACGAUGUGUCAAGGAGUAUUAUGUAAUGAUGAUUUUAUGUCUUGUUUUUUUCAUAGUUUUUUACAUGACUGUACCCCCGUGGCCAAUUUUAUUAUUCACAACUACAUUUACUUAUGUUUUGUAGGUGCUCUUUCAUUUGGAUAUCCCAGUUUGCACUCCUCUCUUGAAAAAGUGAUCCUGCAAAGCCCACUUCUGGGUUCUUGUUUAUAGAACCCUUUGCCCAAUAUAUUUUUUUCCAGUUGCCCUUUUGACAUUUUUGGCAAAAUUUGCUUCAAUGCAGUUGUCAAAUUUGAAAAGCAUAAAUUCUUCAUCUUGGUGUCCUCCAUUUAUGUACAUACUUGUCAUUCUAAGAUGAAGUUCCCCUCUUAACAUGAUACAUAUCACCGUUCACAUCACCAACCAAAAUAAGAGUUUAUUGCAUUACUUAGGCCCAGCAUCAGCUUGUUCAACAUUGGAUGAUUGUAAGUAAUUUAGGGGUCCAUAUCAGUAAAUGUGCUUUCCGAUAGGGCUAUUUGGUUUGUUUUCAAUGCAGUCAUAGACUAAGGUUAAUUUGAUUGAAUACUGUAAUCGCCUUACAUGGUCAGUUUGUUUAGCUGUUUAAAUAAAGAUGCAGUCAUUUGUCACAGGUAAAAGACCCAUUGAAAUAUACAUGAUAUUCUAGAACAGGGUUGAGGAGGAUUGUGUGAGAUAUGGUGUUUGGUAUGUAUGCAUUUGAGUAACAUGUUGAGAUUUGACCCAUUUUCCCAGCUAAGUAAACCUCCAUAGUCUUAAUUUGAGUCAUUCCUAUAGCUUCUUUUGUUUUAAGUUGCAUGAUAACUGUGAUACCACCUCACCUCCAAUAAACUUUUUAUGAAAAAGCA
This is a messenger RNA of Salvelinus namaycush (lake trout), 2080 nucleotides long. Its product is annotated as ER lumen protein-retaining receptor 2-like. The record is from RefSeq and is a predicted model, not a curated record. Gene Ontology annotation, cellular component: cis-Golgi network; endoplasmic reticulum; membrane. Gene Ontology annotation, biological process: protein retention in ER lumen; endoplasmic reticulum to Golgi vesicle-mediated transport. NCBI's taxonomy places the organism in Eukaryota, Metazoa, Chordata, Actinopteri, Salmoniformes, Salmonidae. Gene Ontology annotation, molecular function: ER lumen protein retrieval receptor activity. The transcript is spliced from 5 exons. The coding region runs from base 171 to 809 and encodes 212 amino acids.